Suillus bovinus is the source of this 1380-nucleotide messenger RNA. RefSeq names its product glycosyl hydrolase family 92-domain-containing protein. Gene Ontology annotation, biological process: protein deglycosylation; carbohydrate metabolic process; glycoprotein catabolic process. NCBI's taxonomy places the organism in Eukaryota, Fungi, Basidiomycota, Agaricomycetes, Boletales, Suillaceae. Bases 1 to 1380 code for a protein of 459 amino acids. Gene Ontology annotation, molecular function: peptide-N4-(N-acetyl-beta-glucosaminyl)asparagine amidase activity; carbohydrate binding. Gene Ontology annotation, cellular component: cytosol; nucleus. The record is from RefSeq and is a predicted model, not a curated record. The transcript is spliced from 12 exons.
AUGGCCCGUUGGCUAGUGAUACUCUCUGCGCUUUUUCUAUCGGCCGAUUCAAGUGCCCAAUCACACACGCGAUUAGCUACGCAUUCGCGUCCGAAAUUAACUGUUCGCUCCCAGACAGACACAGCGUCAUCUUCGCCAGCAAACACAACUAUCAUAUACUCGGACCGUGCAAGCUACGUCAAUGUUUUCAUAGGCACAACCAAUGGAGGACAUGUUUUCCCCGUAGGUGCCACUCUUCCGCAUGGGAUGGUGAAAGUCGGGCUUGACACUGAUUCCCCGGGAAAUCAAGCGGGUUACGAUGCCGAUGCAACAUUCAAUGCUACCGGUUUUUCGCAGCUGCACGAUUCAGGGACUGGUGGUGGUACACCGCUAUCCAACUUUAAGCUCUGGCCUCUGCCUGAAUGCGACUCAUUCGCAUCCUGUAACACAUCCUUGCUUACCAGAAAGACGUUACGGAAAGUCCUUCCUGAUGGUUCUCCUGACGAUGCUGGUUCGCCUGGUUACUUUGCGACGAAUCUCUCUACUGGCGUUCAGGUGGAGUUGACUGCUUCAGGUCGUACUGCACUUCACCGUUACACAUUCCCGCCGUCGUCACGCGAACCUCGUAUUGUUGUGGACAUCACGAACGAUGGCAUGGACAACACCACAGCACCUGUUGUUAACAUUAACCCUACUACUGGGCGCGUCACAGGGGGAGGCAGUUUUGCUUCAGCGUUUGGUCCUGGAAGAUACAAAGUCUAUACUUGUGUAGAUUUCAAAGGUGACGGUCAUGACUUCAAGGCUCCCACUGAAUACGGGCUUUGGCUGGGGAAUACUCCUGUGCAGAAUAGCACACAGGCCAAUCAAUUAAACUCCGGCUUCGCGUCUGAGAUGGGUGCUCUAAUGACUUUCCCGCCCUCUCCUAAUUAUAUUCACACGACCAUCCUUGCACGUGUCGGUGUUUCAUUCAUUUCCUCUGGUCAGGCCUGCGCCAAUGCUGAAUCAGAGAUCCCGGACUUCAAUUUCGAUAAGACCGUCGCAACAGCACGAGAAGCAUGGAACGAACUUCUAUCCCGAAUCCAAGUCGAUACUCAGGGCGUGGACAAAGAAAUUACUGAACUGUUCUACUCAUCAUUUUACAGGACGCAUAUUUCUCCCGCUGAUUACACUGGCGAAAACCCCAAAUGGAAUUCCACCGAGCCUUAUUAUGAUUCCUUUUACUGCAAUUGGGACACUUACCGUACCCUGUAUCCUCUAAUGUCGCUUCAUGACCCCGAGGUGUUCGCCCGCAUCGUUCGUGGAAUGAUCAACAUUCAACAGCAUGAAGGUUGGUUGCCUGAGUGCCGUGACGCUACUCUUCAGCAGUGGGUCCAAGGUGGAAGCAGUAAGUUCUCGAACUAG